This is a messenger RNA of Fibroporia radiculosa, 1827 nucleotides long. RefSeq lists its product as uncharacterized. Bases 1 to 1827 code for a protein of 608 amino acids. NCBI's taxonomy places the organism in Eukaryota, Fungi, Basidiomycota, Agaricomycetes, Polyporales, Fibroporiaceae. Gene Ontology annotation, biological process: regulation of transcription by RNA polymerase II; chromatin remodeling; box C/D snoRNP assembly. Gene Ontology annotation, molecular function: ATP binding; ATP hydrolysis activity; DNA helicase activity. Gene Ontology annotation, cellular component: R2TP complex; Swr1 complex; NuA4 histone acetyltransferase complex. The record is from RefSeq and is a predicted model, not a curated record. The transcript has 11 exons.
AUGGAGCGGAUAGGUGCCCACUCACACAUCCGCGGCCUUGGCUUGGAUGACCAGUUGGAGCCUCGAGUAAGCUCGCAGGGCAUGGUAGGGCAGGCGAAAGCACGGAAAGCAGCAGGCAUGAUUCUCAAAAUGGUUCAAGAGGGACGAAUAGCCGGUCGUGCAAUGCUCUUUGCAGGCCCACCGUCCACCGGAAAAACAGCCAUUGCGUUGGGCAUGGCGCAAACUUUGGGAGCAGACGUGCCGUUUACGAUGAUCGCUGCAAGCGAGGUGUUUUCGCUGUCCAUGUCGAAGACGGAAGCGCUAACUCAAGCUCUGCGGCGAAGUAUUGGAGUGCGCAUAAAGGAGGAGACCGAGAUCAUAGAAGGGGAAGUGGUCGAAAUGCAAAUUGACCGUAGCCUUACCGGGGCGACAAAAACGGGGAAGCUGACAAUCAAAACGACCGACAUGGAGACCGUCUAUGACUUGGGAACUAAAAUGAUUGAUGCUCUUUCGAAAGAGAAGGUUACCGCAGGCGAUGUUAUCGCCAUUGACAAAACGUCUGGCAAAGUAUCGAAACUUGGACGGUCAUUCGCAAGGUCCAGGGAUUAUGAUGCUAUGGGUGCAGACACGCGUUUUGUCCAAUGCCCAGAAGGAGAGGUGCAGAAAAGAAAAGAAGUAGUACAUACCGUAUCACUGCAUGAAAUCGACGUUAUCAACAGUCGAACUCAAGGCUUUCUUGCACUUUUUGCCGGUGACACGGGCGAAAUUAAGCCGGAAUUGCGAGACCAGAUAAACACGAAAGUGGCGGAAUGGCGGGAGGAAGGAAAGGCGGAGAUAAUUCCUGGAGUUCUGUUCAUUGACGAAGUGCAUAUGCUCGAUAUCGAGUGCUUCUCUUUCCUCAAUCGAGCGCUCGAGAACGAACUAUCUCCGCUGGUGAUUAUGGCCUCAAACCGAGGUAUGGCUCGCAUUCGCGGAACAAAGUUCCGCAGUCCUCACGGACUUCCGGUGGACUUGCUCGACCGCGUGCUCAUUGUCAGCACACAACCAUACUCUCCUGAGGAAAUACAGGAUAUUAUCAAGAUCAGAUGCGAGGAGGAAGACGUUGCCCUUGCGGACAGCGCCCUCACAGUGCUCACGUCAAUGGCUGCGCAGACCACGCUGCGUUACGCUCUUAACUUGAUAUCAUGUGGGCAGGUCAUUGCUCGCCGACGGAAAGCCGAACGGGUUGAAGUCGAUGAUCUCCGUCGCGCAUAUGUUUACUUCAUGGAUGAGAAGCGCAGCGUACAAUGGUUGAAGGAGCAGCAGGGAUCUUUGGUCUUCGACGAAAUUGAUGAAGGAAAGAAGGAUGCAAUGGACGAACAUAGUGUGUCUCACUCUGGUCGUCGGUCUCGUCAUUCGUUUUCCAGCAAGGUGAAGGGAAAGUUUCGGUCGCUCUCGAGGCCGCAUUCAGAUUCACCGUCUGCUUUUGUGACCCGCGACGAUGCAUCUGAGACGAAUACAUUAAUUAAUUUUGUCAUCGACGAGGACAACCAGCAAUCAUAUAUACUGGAGGAGCAGGAAGGGACAGUAUCAGAAGUACAUGCGUUGUCUCUCAGCUGGGUUUCCGAACAUGCCUCAUCUGUUCUGCCCGCUGGGCUGCAGGAGUGCGACGAUGCUCUACUCGAACAGGACAAUACCUCUUGGUCAAGUGCUAAACCGACAAGAAAAGACAAGAGAAAGGCAUCUAAGGGUCCAACAUCUACCUCAACAAACGGCUUUGCAAAGAACGCGAAUAACGCGGGGAGCCCAACACCAACGCGCUCCGCCGCCGAACGGAUCCUCGUCAACCGGAUAGACUCUCUACUCUAG